GAGAUGUGUCACGGGAUGCGGGUGGAUAAUGAAGAUGUCAUUCUGAAGCUGGACAUGAUGAAGGCCUAUGAUCGGGUCUCUUGGUAUUUCUUGAUGUCAGUACUGCGCAGAUUUGGAUUUUCGGAGACUUGGAUCGAUCUGGUCUAUUGGGCCAUCUCGAAUAUAUGGUAUUCAGUCAUUAUUAAUGGGAUCCGAGAGGGCUUUUUUCAUUCGACGCGGGGCUUGCAGCAGGGAGACCCACUCUCUCCGUCCUUGUUCAUUCUAUCAGCGGAGGUCCUAUCUCGCUCUCUGGCUCAGCUGUAUACAGAUCCUACAGUUGCUCGGUUUACACAACCUCGUGAUGCACCGCAUAUCCAUCAUCUUGCCUAUGCCGACGAUAUUGUCAUCUUCACUUCGGCGAGGGGGGACACUUUGGAGAAAGUUCGAGCAGUAUUACAUUCUUAUGAGCAGAUUUCUGGCCAGGCUGUCAGCCUCCCUAAGAGUGCCUUCUAUAUGCACCCUAAGGCGUUGGCACCCGUGUUGGAGCGUGUUAGAGAUACUCUUGGGUGUUCGUUGGAUGUGCUUCCUUUCACUUAUCUUGGUUGCCCUAUUUAUCAUGGUCGGAAGCGCAUUCAUUAUUUUGACCCUGUUCUGAAGAAGAUGCGAGACAAGUGUUGUGCAUGGAUGGGGCGCUAUCUUUCCCCGGGGGGGAAGGCAAUUAUGAUUAAGAGUGUUCUUCAGGCGAUCCCGACACACUUGCUCGCAGCACAUUUCCCUCCCAAGACGGUGAUACGAGAGAUGGAGUCUAUCAUGGCACGAUUUUUUUGGUCUGGUUUGGGAGGGACACGACGCUAUCAUUGGGGAUCUUGGAAGACUCUGGCACGACCAACGAGGGAAGGUGGGGUCGGCUUCCUUGAUUUUAUGACUCUGGCUAAGUCUUGUUCGGCCAGGCUCUGGUGGAAUUUUAGGACGCAGGAUUCUAUCUGGACGGCUUUCAUGAGGGCUAAGUACUGUAGUCGUGUCCAUCCAGUGUCCAAACAGCGCCUUGAUGAUGACUCGCACACAUGGAAGCGCAUGCUAGAUGUUCGUGCCGUGAUUGAGCUAGUGAUUCGAUGGCGUGUACUCUCUGGCACGUCUAACUUCUGGUGGGAUACAUGGUCUGGACUGGGUGCCUUGCAUCGCCAGGUCGAUGGCUGCAGUGGGUACUGCACUGAUGGAGUGGGUGAUAUGUAUCGCUCUAAUUUUAUGAUUGACCAUGAUGCUCUACCCCCAGAUUUAUUACGGCAGUUGCGCCUUGAGCCGCCAUCUCUUGUUUCUGAUCAUGUGGAUAUUCCGGUCUGGACCCCGUCUACGGAUGGGAAGUUUACUCUUGCUUCUGCUAAGGAGCUUCUUAGACCGAGGAGAACUGAUGAGGUGGAGGACACUGUGCUUAAGAGGUGUUGGCAGAAACACUUACCUUAUAAGAUUUCCUUUCUAGCAUGGCGCGUUUUGGAAAGGCGCCUUCCCACUGAUGAUGUCCUGGCGAGAUUUGGCUUUGCUUUGCCUUCUCGGUGCUUAUGUUGUUCGUCGCCAGGACGGGAGACCAUUACACACAUUUUCUAUCAUGGGAGCAUGGCGCGGCGUGUUUGGACUUAUUUCACAGAGUCUGUCCAUAUCCGGGGCACACAUCACAGUUUGAGGUCCGUCUUGAGUAGAUGGUGGGCGCAGAGGCCGAGGAGCAGGAUGCUCUCGUUCCUGUUCCACCGCCUGCCGAUGAUUAUUCUUUGGGAGAUUUGGACGCACUAUGCUGCGUGCAAGUAUGGGGAUGCUCGCCCCAACUUUGCACGCAUUAUCUUUCGGGUGGCUACGGCGGUGUCGGAGUGCAUCUAUCGUCGAUGGCCUAGCGGGGGUCUCUUACCUCCCCGAUGGUCGGUGAUCAUGGAGCACGUUCGACGAGGCUCUGGACGCAGGAGGGUGGUGCCGAUUUGGUGGGUCCCACCGCCGGGUGGCAUCAUCAAGGUGAAUGUGGCGCGGGCCCCGCUUCGUGGGGCAUAUGCAGCGAUCGUGCGUGACUCGACAGGUAAGUUUCUUUAUGCUCUCUCUUCUAUUGCAUUCAGGUGGGACCCAGUGGAGCGUGGAGGGAUGGACGUGCUUCUUCGAUGUAUUCAGUGGUGUAUAUCCCAAUCCUUCUUGCGUAUCCACGUGGAGUCCCAUCAUUCAGAGUUAGCUUGCUUCUUUAGAGAAGGUACCCCGUGGUACCUUCAUGAUGUAUAUGCUAGACUGCGUUUCCUCUGUUCCAUCGCGACGGUCCAGUGGUUUCAUUGUGACGUGCGGGCGAAUGGCCCGACGACUGAGUUGGCAUUGUGGGCCGUGGAUAGUACAGAGGGGACGCGGGAGUUUACUAAUCUGCAGGAUAUUGACAUUCGGGUAAGAUCUCUCCUUCCUAUGGACGAUCUGCCCUUCUUUCGCAUUGAUGAGGAUGGGGACCAAAAGCGAUUUCAAAAUCUUAAUUGCCGAUUCUCUCAUACGUUCUCUACCAGUUUUGUUAUCAAGAUGCAGAUCUUCGUGAAAACCCUAACAGGAAAGACUAUAACUCUCGAAGUCGAGAGCUCGGACACCAUAGACAAUGUCAAGGCUAAGAUUCAAGACAAGGAGGGCAUCCCUCCGGACCAGCAAAGGCUCAUCUUUGCAGGGAAACAGCUCGAGGAUGGGCGUACCUUGGCUGAUUACAACAUCCAGAAAGAGUCUACCCUCCACUUGGUGCUCCGUCUCAGGGGUGGGAUGCAGAUCUUUGUUAAAACCCUAACAGGAAAGACUAUAACUCUUGAGGUUGAGAGCUCGAACACCAUUGACAACGUCAAGGCCAAAAUCCAGGACAAAGAAGGCAUCCCUCCAGAUCAGCAGAGACUGAUCUUUGCCGGGAAGCAGCUUGAGGACGGCCGAACUUUAGCAGAUUACAAUAUCCAGAAAGAAUCUACCCUCCACUUAGUUCUGCGCUUGAGGGGUGGGAUGCAGAUUUUUGUCAAGACGCUCACGGGGAAGACAAUAACCCUUGAAGUAGAGAGCUCGGACACUAUCGAUAAUGUCAAGGCGAAGAUUCAGGACAAAGAAGGAAUCCCACCGGAUCAGCAGAGACUCAUCUUUGCUGGAAAGCAACUUGAGGAUGGACGCACCCUUGCUGAUUACAAUAUCCAGAAGGAGUCCACUUUGCAUUUGGUGCUCAGGCUCAGAGGCGGGAUGCAGAUUUUCGUGAGGACAUUGACUGGAAAAACCAUUACUUUGGAGGUGGAAAGCUCCGACACUAUUGAUAAUGUCAAGGCUAAGAUUCAGGACAAGGAGGGGAUACCACCCGAUCAACAAAGGUUGAUCUUUGCUGGAAAGCAGUUGGAAGAUGGUAGGACUCUGGCUGAUUACAAUAUCCAGAAAGAGUCUACCUUGCAUCUUGUCCUCCGUCUCCGUGGUGGUGAUUGUUGAUUUGAUCUAGAAGCCUAUUUGCUUUCAUGUUGGUUAUGGAUAAUAAAAUGUCACUUUAGUUAAAGUAAUAAUGAUGUGCUGAUUUG
Molecule: messenger RNA, 3518 nt
Organism: Cuscuta campestris
Lineage: Eukaryota; Viridiplantae; Streptophyta; Magnoliopsida; Solanales; Convolvulaceae
Source: the annotation of a GenBank genome assembly